CUGGCUCUUAUGAUUUCCAAUCCUCUUGAUUUCUAACCUUCUACUCUCGAUUAUUGUCUGCUGGAACAUGGAGUUUGUCGCAGUCUCGUGCACAGAGCCAACCGAGAAUAUAUAACCACCCCCCAACAACCUGCAGACCCAGUAGAAUUCAGUACACACAUCAAACAGCGACUUCAGUUUCUACAUCACCGAGCAAAAGUAUCUCAUCAGCAUGACGGCAAUUCUAGUCACCGGUGCCACAGGCAAACAAGGAGGCUCGUUGAUUAAAAGCCUUGUCACCAAGAAUGCACCUUAUGAAAUCCUGGCAGUCACACGAAACUCCCAGUCCACAUCAGCACAGCGACUCAGCCAACUAUCUUCGAAGAUCAAACUAGUCGAGGGCAAUCUGGACAACCCGGCCGGGAUAUUUAGCAAUGCGCACAAAGUAACCCAAGCCCCAAUCUGGGGUGUCUUCAGUGUUCAGGUCGCGAUCGGAAAUGGCGCGCAGGAAGAAGCCCAAGGCAAGGCACUGGUCGACGAGGCGCUGAAGCAAAACGUGAAGUUUUUCGUGUACAGCUCCGUGGAUCGAGGCGGCGAUGCAUCGUUCAGGAACCCGACCGAUAUUCCUCACUUCCAACACAAGCACAACAUCGAGCAUCACCUGGUGGAGAAGUCCAAGAACACCGAGAUGAAGUGGUUCAUUCUGCGCCCGACAGCCUUCUUCGAGAACUUGGUGCCCGGACUUUUUGGCAAGGUCUUUGCUACGUGCUUCAAGAUGGCGCUCAAGGGCAAGCCGUUGCAGUUGGUGGCUACCAGCGAUAUCGGAUACUUUGGUGCGGACGGUUUCCUGCAUCCCGAAGCAUGGGCAGGGAGGGAUCUCUCACUGGCAGGCGAUGAGAUCACUUACGAUCAGAUGGCGAAGAUCUUUCAGCAAAAGACGGGACAAUGGAUGCCGUCCACUUUUCGAGCACUCUGCUCGCUGUUCAUGGCGUCGAUGAAAGAUAUGGGAUACAUGUUCAAGUGGUUCCACGAUGAGGGGUACAAGGCUGAUAUCCCCGAGUUGAAGCGCUUGCACCCCAAUUUGAAGGAUUUUGGGACUUGGUUGGAGACGGAGAGCGAGUUCAAGAUGAAAUGAUGAUGGGGGUACUUGGACUCUGUUUUGCAAAACCUUCUGCACGAUUCAUGUAUAUUAUGCUUGCUGGAUACCUGGACUUCCUCUAAUCAUGUUCUCGUAGUAAUUCUAAUUCGAC
This is a messenger RNA of Aspergillus homomorphus CBS 101889, 1229 nucleotides long. Its product is annotated as nucleoside-diphosphate-sugar epimerase family protein. The record is from RefSeq and is a predicted model, not a curated record. The coding region runs from base 212 to 1114 and encodes 300 amino acids. The transcript has 2 exons. NCBI's taxonomy places the organism in Eukaryota, Fungi, Ascomycota, Eurotiomycetes, Eurotiales, Aspergillaceae.